GGUUUACUGGACAGCGUGCUUAGAUCCGUUCAACCGCAUUUUAACAUAGUUGUUCCAUCCUUCUAAUGUUGAACCGGGCGUUGGACACGCUAAUGUGUGUGUAAGAGAGAGGGAGCUGUGUGGAAAGAGAGGGAGAGAGAGAGAGAGGAAAAGAGAGAGAGAGCGCGUAGUCCAGGUUGGCGCAGGCACGGGUCCCGGAGAACGGAGCGUUGUGCACGGCGGCAGCAUGGCCUCGUCUCACGGGAGAAGCGACCUGCGCUUCGCGGACUGGAUGGCAAGUUUACCGCAGAGCAUGCACACCGUCCCGCUCGCCAACAUGGCUAUCCCCGGUUCUCACGACUCCUUCAGUUUCUACAUUGAUGAGGCAUCCCCAGUGGGUCCCGAGCAGCCAGAGACAGUGCAGAACUUUGUGUCUGUUUUCGGUACGGUAGCCAAGAAGCUAAUGAGGAAGUGGUUGGCCACGCAGACUAUGAACUUCACUAGCCAGCUGGAGGCCGGGAUCCGUUUCUUUGACCUACGCAUCUCCACCAAGCCCCGUGACCCCGACAACGAGCUGUACUUCGCCCACGGGCUCUUCAGUGCCACGGUCCGCGAGGGUUUAGAGCAGAUCAGCAGCUUCCUAUCAGCACAUGCCAAAGAAGUCGUUUUCCUGGACUUCAACCACUUCUACGGUGUGCAGAACCUGCACCAUGAAAAGCUGGUGGCCAUGCUGAAAGAAAUUUUUGGAGAAAAACUCUGCCCAGUGGUUUUUGCUCAAGAGGUGACUCUGAAGUAUCUUUGGGAGAAGGAGUACCAGGUGCUUGUCUUCUACCACCACCCCAUGGCCCUGGAGGUUCCCUUCCUGUGGCCUGGCCAGAUGAUGCCUGCUCCGUGGGCCAACACCACCGACCCAGAGAAGCUCGUUCAGUUUCUCCAGGCGUCUGUAACUGACCGCAGGAGGAAGGGGACGUUCUUCGUCUCCCAGGUGGUUCUAACACCAAAGGCAAGUACUGUCAUGAAGGGCGUGGCCAGCGGACUGAGGGAGACGAUAACGGAAAGGGCGUUACCGGGCAUGAUGCAGUGGAUCAGAUCUCAAAGACCCGGGGAGAAUGGCAUCAACAUUAUUACAGCCGAUUUUGUCGAGCUCGGUGAAUUCAUCAGCGCCGUCAUCAGCCUCAACUAUCAUCACCUGAAUGAAGACGAAGAUGACGACGCAACCUGAGAGCCCACGUUGGGACACCAGAGAGCGCAGCUGCCACCACCAGAUGACGGGUGUUCUGGGCUCUGCUCUCAAUCUACACUCUUUGGCAUUUAUUUCAGGAGGGAAGCGAUGUUGCGGCUCCUUUCUCUUUAUUUAGGGCUAUAGUGGACUGAGAGACCAGGGAGGAUGGAGAAGAGACCAAGAUUAGGCUGGUGGAAAAAAUACACUGAUGUUUGGUUGGAGCACCAUGAGAAUGAGGUUAAUUUGUUUCCUAUUUUUGGGAUCAAGACCUUUUUUAUUUCCAGAUUUAGUAGUGAUUUAAGUUACUCCCUCGGCUGUAAAAAUAUUUGCUUUUCCCUCAAAUAUACCGUCUUCAGGCUCGCAACUCCAUCUAACACCGGUUUUCAGAGCAUAAUUACCUUCAGCUGAUUUUACUUUUACAUCCGUCUUGAUAUUCUAGUGAUAAUAACAGUUUUGCCACAGGGUGUUUUAAAUAAAUAUGUGUAACUGAAAUCGUUGGCUCGUAAAUUGUAGCUAGCUCUUGUAUGUCCCGUUUGAAAAAUCAGUCCCAGUGCAGUCUUUUUAUUUUAUUUUUUUGUUAUUUUUCAGACAAUAUGCAUCCCCUUUCAUGUCACUGCAGGUGUUUUUCAAACUGUCCUCCUGAAGUUUGGCUGCAGUGUGUCAUAAAAAUGUGGUGUUCCGGUGUGUUUAUUCAUUGCACUGACAAGAAAGAAAUAAUUUCCAUAUUUGUCCUCCAGCAGUAAUCUCUCAUUGAGGUUUUUACUCGGUAGCGAUAUGCACUGUAGUUGGAAUUACAGCCGAGACAUUUAUCAGGCAGUCCUAUAGGCUGCUGUGGAUUGAUUGAUUAAAUCCGUGGAUUCGCUCAUUUAUAACCACACAGGAAGAGAGAGUCAGAGUGCAGCUUGGCUAACUGGGGAAUAAUAUCUAUGCUGUUGGUGCAGAUAUAUUUUCUCCAUCUGCAUUUGACAAUAAUUUCCCCAUUUUCAUAACAAGCAUCUACUUGCUCUGUUAGAAAUGCACUUAGAUGCACUUAUUUCUAAUGGUCGAAACAUCCAACUGUUUGUUCUGCAACAUGGUGGAUUCUAAGUUGCAAUAGCCAAGUGUAAAUGAUUAUAUUUUGGUACAUGAGUGUACCCACAGUCUGCCUUUUUUUGCGACUAACUUGACCCUUGUAUGUUUGUUUGUGCUUAUUUCUGUACCGCAGCACGUAUGAGUCACUGUGAGAUGUUCUCCUUCAUAAUAACAGGUGAUAACACUUCUUAGCAGUCACUUAGCAACUUAAUUCAAGUCAGAAAAUCAUAAACAUGAUAGAUUAAGCAGUUCAAAUGUGGCCACCGUGCUUUACAAUGAGUUUAAUUUACUGAAUUUUGUGUCACAGAUUGAUGGUUAGCAAAAAAUGGUAGUUAUGAAGCUCAGUAAAAUACACUACACCUUAUCAGGAUUACAUGCACUCACCAAUAACAUUCCAAACAUCUACUGUAUAUACCUACCUAUAUCCCUUGACAAUGACUGAUGUUUUGUUCCAGCUGUAGUUUCUGCAUUUCAGCUUUAAUAUGCUUCUCCAACAAGUAUUAACUCUGUUAAAAGGAUAGAGCUUGUUAAAAAAAUUAUGAAAUCUGCAGAGCGGUGGCAGCUGACAGCUAGCCAGACGGGCCCCUCUUUUAGUUAUUUUAGCAAUUUAAAAUGACUCGUACUGAAACAGAGGACAUCCAUAGGAUUCAGUGCUACAUUACUGUAUAUUAGCGAUCUACUGUAUUGCAAGCCAAAGUUGUGAAGUUUGUAGAUGUUUUGUCUGCUGAACAACUGCAGCUGCUGGCUGCAUCUGCUGCCUCAAAGUCUGAACCAUGUCUUUAAGGAAGCUACUAUAAAGUUCUGACAACACAUCACUUAAAACUCACUAAAAUCGUCUGUGACAUACAGCUACAGUCGUAAAAAACUGACAUCUUGAUCCUGCUGACAAUUUCAAGAUGAGAUUAUGGAAGUGCUUGACUUAUUUCAACUUAUUUUCUCUACUUUAACAUUUCUUGAUAGUUUACUUAACGUAUUUCAGAGUGGUUUCAGUUAACUUCAGGCAAAACAAAGCUACAGAAAACAUUUUUCUAAUCCUUUUGCUUUAAAUAUCAUACAAUUUAAACACUAGAGCUGUUUUCCACAUACUUAAUCGUCUAAGCUGACAACAGUCUGGGAAUGUUUGAGACCAGCUGCAUAUCACAUAUACAAGUCAACUGAAUGACUAAUUGGUGCGUCAUUCAGUGCGGUAAAAUCUGACAUAAAAAAUUCUUCCCCUGUUUUAAUAACUUUAAAUUACACGUGCAGAGAAGGACAAAUGGACACUGCAACAAUCUCACGUUUACUAUGAACACCAGUGAAAAGGGUAAAAAACAUGCACCUUGUUGAAAUCCCAGGUUGUCAAGAUCAACAAAUUAUUAUCCAUAGAACACAGUGUUGCAUUGUAAUAACAUACUUGAAGAUUGAUCUUAGUUUUUCAAAAUUGACAGUGCAAAACUAAUUUGUAAUGAGUAACUUAACCACAGGUGUAAUGGUUGGCUUGAGACGUCCCAACAGCUGUAACAUCUCUAGGGUUUUACACAAUAUGCAGGAAAAUAAUCAUAUUUCUUUUCUUUUAACAUGAUUAAAUGCCAGGGGAAUGCAAACUCUUCUGGAAAAGGAUGUAAGGAUGUUCUGGUAAAGUUUGGUAUUUAAAAAAAUGUUACUCAGCUGAAUUGCUGAAUGUACGUUAAGAAGUCUCAUCUGAGUGACAGAGUUUCAGCCUGACAUGUUAGUAGUAUCUGCUCCAACACUUUCACUUCUGUGUGGUUCUGAGUUAUGUCAAACACUUUAUAUUGUGGAACGUUCUGUAACUGCAGAAAAUGUGCAAAUUACUAAAACGUUCUCCUAUAACCGGUAUCUUAACUGAGCCGGUUAUAGGCUCUUUCGCUCUUCACUUUGUGCAUGAAUGAAAAGCUUCUAGAGUUCAUCAGCUUUCUUUCCAUCUACAUCAAUUUCUACAUUAUUACCCUGAAGAGCAUGUGUUCAUUUUAACUGUAAAUGUUUCUAUCCUUUAAAGUGAAAAUCUAAUAAUUUUUACUUAUUGCACUGCCAAGAACCCCACUGAAGAGAAGGUUGCAGUUUGUGUUGUAAGGACAUUUGUGUCUUCCCCUGGUCCAAACUGUUGUCAUUGCACUUGUUUUUGGAUGUGAAAAGAGUCCUUUGCUGUUGUAAAAAUCCAAACCAUGUUGCUCAAAUUAAAGUGACUCUGUUCUAUGUGGAAAAUGGCCAAUCAAAUAAAGCUUCUAUGCCUUUG
Poecilia reticulata (guppy) is the source of this 4505-nucleotide messenger RNA. RefSeq names its product phosphatidylinositol-specific phospholipase C, X domain containing 3 (gene plcxd3). Gene Ontology annotation, molecular function: phosphoric diester hydrolase activity. Gene Ontology annotation, biological process: lipid metabolic process. The record is from RefSeq and is a predicted model, not a curated record. Gene Ontology annotation, cellular component: synapse. Lineage: Eukaryota; Metazoa; Chordata; Actinopteri; Cyprinodontiformes; Poeciliidae.